Trichomonas vaginalis G3 is the source of this 138-nucleotide messenger RNA. RefSeq lists its product as uncharacterized. The record is from RefSeq and is a predicted model, not a curated record. The annotation marks the transcript as partial. NCBI's taxonomy places the organism in Eukaryota, Parabasalia, Trichomonadida, Trichomonadidae. The transcript has a single exon.
AUGAGCUUGAAAGAAGUAUUCGAACAACAUCCAUGGAGGUCAUUUAAGAAGUUCAAUGAAGCUGCAAAGAGUUGGGGAUUUACUAACAGAGCUGAAGUGAAAAGGUUCUUUGACAAAAAUGUUGUACAUCAAACAAAA